Messenger RNA from Exophiala aquamarina CBS 119918, 291 nucleotides. RefSeq lists its product as uncharacterized. NCBI's taxonomy places the organism in Eukaryota, Fungi, Ascomycota, Eurotiomycetes, Chaetothyriales, Herpotrichiellaceae. The record is from RefSeq and is a predicted model, not a curated record. Gene Ontology annotation, molecular function: oxidoreductase activity. The annotation marks the transcript as partial. The transcript has a single exon.
UCUACGAUUUUGACUGACUCACCGAUGGAAGCAUUUUACAAUUCGGACUCAAACGCCCAGACGACAGUACAAGAGAGUUGGACAGCCUAUUCCAAGUAUCGACUUCGUCCUCAAGUGCUUGUGGAUAUGUCACAAGUAGAUACCAGCACCAUUAACUUUAGGCAGACCGUCAACUUUCCGCUUUAUAUCUCGCCAGCAGGGACUCAGGCAAUGGCACACCCAGACGGUGAGCUCGCGACCACCCGUGCCUGUGCCAGAAGACGUGUUCACAUGGGAAUAUCUUCCUUCUCC